Molecule: messenger RNA, 1073 nt
Organism: Ziziphus jujuba (common jujube)
Lineage: Eukaryota; Viridiplantae; Streptophyta; Magnoliopsida; Rosales; Rhamnaceae
Product: protein NUCLEAR FUSION DEFECTIVE 2
Exons: 3
Coding region: 157-714 (185 amino acids)
Biological process (GO): regulation of gene expression; rRNA processing
Cellular component (GO): nucleus
Molecular function (GO): ribonuclease III activity; double-stranded RNA binding
Source: RefSeq, a predicted model, not a curated record
UUCAAGGGGAAGGGGAGAGAAAUGUGAAAUCCCCCACUUUCCAGGUUUUUCUCUCUCAGAACCCCAUUUUUUCACAGAAAAAUAAAAAAUAAAAAAUAAAUAAAUCCCCCAAAUUGAAGGAAAAAAAAAAAAAAGAAAAAAAGAAAAAAAGAAAAAAUGGGUUUACGCUGCUUCACUGUCUUCGCCAUUUUCGUCUUGGCCAUUUUUCCUCAAGUUCAGGGACAACCAGCGAAUCGAUUACUCCACCUGAACUUCGGACACUCAUCCCCAUUUUCAACCGCCCUUGAAACCCUACAAAAGCAAAUUGGCUACACAUUCAAGAGCAUUGGUCUCCUUCGCCGAGCCAUGACCCACGCAUCCUUCUCUGAAGAAAACAACAGGGCACUGGCAAUUGUGGGUGCGAGUGUCAUUGAGACUUCGGCUUCUCUAAGGUAUCUUGGAAAAGACAUUGAUCUUCCUGCUAAAGAUUUGAACCUUCGCUUAUCAGAAAUCUCCAGCGUGGAAACUUCCUGUGCUGUUGAUGGGAGUCGUUUGGGUUUGCAGAAGAUUGUCAGAGUUUCUGCCAAGACUAAUUCUUCAACUCCUGCUCUUGUCUGUGGGGCUUUCAGAGCAAUAAUUGGAGCUAUUGCUAUUGAUGCAGGGAAUUCUGAUGAUGCUGGAAAGAUUUUCUGGGUUGUUCAUAGUGGUAGAUUUGGAGAAGCUCUUGCCUUCUAAGUGGUAAUCUACUACAUGUCUAGUAAUUUUACUCGGUAUGUUGCUUAUAACUUUUAGGAUUUGUGAUUGUGAUGGAUGUUAAUUUGGAUUUGUGUGGAAAAGCUAUGUUUCGUAGUGACAUCUGUUUGCUUUGUAAGAAAAUUUGUGGUGGAUUUUGAUGUUUCUUUAGUUAUGGAUUUGUAUGGUGUUAGGUGUCUGCGGGGGCUUAUAGCAUAUGGAAUUUGUAUGAUGUUAUUGCCAUGCAAAUAUGCAUGGAAAACUACUAGGAUGGUAACAGGAACCAUGAUAUAUAGAUAUCCAUUUCAAGGACCUUGCUUUUAUACAAGAUAAAUAAUGUAAUGCCAGGCAAUUUAUACUCA